CGCAGCGUGGGAGGAGCCCCGGGCCCGGGCGGAGGCGGCGCCGGGAGCGGCCGGGCCCGCGGCUGCGGCGACAGCGGCAGCGGCAGCGACAGGUUCCCGGCCAUCUGCGGUGGCUUCUGGUUCGGCAGGGGCUCCUGCCUUAGGAAGGGCCCCCGGCUCUACUGCCAUGGAAAUUGCCAUUCUAAGAAAAAAAAGUCACAAUACCAUCCUUGUGUUUGAAUUCCUGGAUUUCAAUUUGGAUGUAAACAUUUAAUAUGGGAGUUGUCCAUCCAUCAUGUUGCGUCACCGGUGGUGGCUGAGCUGAGAUUCCUGCGUCUUGGGGAGAGCAUGUAUAAAAGGGAUGGCCUCAUGGCCAGUGUGACGGUGACCUCCGCCACUCCAGAGGGUAGUAGCAGCUCUGACUCUCUGGAGGGACGGAGCUCGGACUAUGCCAAUAAAAGCUAUGAUGCGGUUGUAUUUGACGUAUUGAAAGUAACUCCUGAGGAGUUUGCUAGCCAGAUUACAUUAAUGGAUAUGCCAGUAUUUAAAGCUAUACAGCCAGAGGAACUAGCAAGCUGUGGAUGGAAUAAGAAGGAGAAACACAUCCUCGCCCCUAAUAUUGUUGCCUUUACCAGGAGGUUUAACCAGGUUAGUUUCUGGGUUGUACGAGAAAUUUUAACAGCACAAACCUUAAAAAUAAGGGCAGAAAUAUUGAGCCAUUUUGUGAAAAUAGCUAAGAAACUGCUAGAACUGAACAACCUUCACUCCCUCAUGUCUGUGGUAUCCGCGUUACAAAGUGCACCUAUUUUCAGGCUGACAAAAACCUGGGCUCUUCUGAAUCGCAAAGACAAGGCCACCUUUGAGAAGUUGGACUACUUACUGUCUAAGGAAGAUAAUUAUAAGAGGACACGGGAAUACAUCAGAAGCUUAAAGAUGGUCCCUACUAUUCCCUAUUUAGGAAUUUAUCUCUUGGACUUAAUCUACAUUGAUUCUGCAUAUCCUGCCUCAGGCAGCAUCAUGGAGAAUGAACAAAGAUCCAAUCAAAUGAACAAUAUCCUUCGAAUAAUAGCUGAUUUGCAAGUCUCCUGUAACUAUGAUCACCUCACAACAUUACCCCAUGUGCAGAAGUAUUUAAAGUCUGUUCGCUACAUUGAAGAACUUCAAAAGUUUGUUGAAGAUGACAACUACAAAUUGUCCUUAAGAAUUGAACCAGGAAACAGUUCUCCUCGACUGGUCUCCUCCAAGGAAGAUCUUGCAGGCCCAUUAGAGGUGUCAGCAACCAUGAGGUUCAACAGAAGACCAACUUGUCCUGAUGCCUCUGUGGCAGCCAGCCUUCCAACUCCUCCUGUACCAAGACAUCGGAAGAGCCACAGUCUGGGAAACAACAUGAUGUGUCAGUUCAGCGUAGUGGAAAGCAAAAGCGCGACGUUCCCGACAGAGAGACCUCGCCACCUGCUGGACGACAGCGUCCUCGAGUCCCACAGCCCCGUCCGAAACCACACGCUGAACUCCGUUUUCACCAACGGCAUUUCCAUAGGUAGUAGUGAAAGCUCAGAAUUUAGUGAGGAGCUGUCUUCAGGGCUUGAAAGGGGUCGGCUGUACGCCACGCUGGGGCCCAACUGGCGGGUACCGAUUCGGAGUUCUCCGCGAAGUCGAAGCUGUGUCUACAGCCCAACAGGAGCCUGCAGCUGCACGAUAGGGACUUCCACAGGGGUCAUUACCAUGGAAGGGCCGUUGAAGAGGAAAACUUUGCUGAAAGAAGGCAAGAAACCUACUCUCUCCUCAUGGACUAGAUACUGGGUUACACUCUCAGGAUCAACCCUUCUUUACUUCGGAGCAAAGUCAUUAAGAGGCACAGAAAGAAAACAUUAUAAAUCUACCCCUGGUAAAAAAGUCUCUAUUGUGGGCUGGAUGGUGGCCCUGCCUGAUGAUCCUGAACACCCGGAUAUUUUCCAGCUCAACAACCCUGAUAAAGGCAAUGUUUACAAAUUUCAGACUGGUUCAAGGUUUCAUGCAAUACUGUGGCACAAGCAUUUGGAUGAUGCCUGCAAAAGCAACAGGCCUCAGGUACCUGCCAACCUUAUGUCAUUCGAGUAACUCGCUCUGGUCUGUUGUGCGACGUCAAGUGCCAAACUGCAGGAGGGGAUGGUCGUUCUGCGAGGUGGCGGCAGUCCCUGAAGUGAGCCAGCUGCCCGUUCUGCACUUUCCUAUGUAACUUGAAAGGGAUUUGGACACAGCUUUUACAAGCAGAGGAAGUGAAUGUUGUCCUUAGGACCAGAUAUAGUCUCAUGCACUGAACAGAAGUAGAGUUUAGACAGACUGAAGAUAAGUCCUGAUUUGAGGACCCUCGAGCCCUUGACUUUAACCCUGUGGUCACAGACUGCCCUGGACUAAUGUUUGACCACAGACUGUGCAUCACAUCUUCUGCCUAUUCUUUUUUUAGACUGUUCUUUUUAUUGUUGAGCUGCUUUAUGUGACUGAAGAACAUUUAGCCCAUGUUGGGUUUCCAAUUCUUUCUAAUGCACAAAACGAUUGACAGUGUUAACUUGCUGCAAAGUGUCAAUUAGAAUAGAACAUUGUGAAACAACAUUUUUAUAACCUAAGUGCACUGAGUUGCUUGGCAAUGUGGCUGCCUCAAAUUUUGUAUCAAAUCUCUGGACGAUUCUGCUGUUCACAUUUGACCUAUUUGGGAAAUGUGUAUUUUGGCACAGGAUAAUCGACUAAACCUAGUGUUUCUUUUGUUUGAUUGUGCUGCUUUUCAGUAUAAUUUUGAGGAAUGCCCAGACAAGUGAUGGGUCCACUGCUAUUUAAAUUCACUUUGUGCUGAAGCCUUUCCUGGGCUUUCUUACUAGUGCUGUAACUGCCUGCAGAUGUGUUUUGCUUCCUUUUAUUCUGGUGCUGUUCAUCUGAAGUCUCUAGUUCCAGGGGUGCAGCAGUUCAAGUCUUCUGAAUUGCAUGGUACUAAGCAUUGCCCCGGGGGAUGCCCCCAUCUCCACACUGACACCGCGUCAGUGGCAUGCAGACCCCAGGCAGUGGCACCUGUUGUCAUGAAGCCCUCUGAUCUUCUGAAAGGAUGGUGGAGAUGAGAGCGAAGCAGGGCAGACGGACAGUGAAGCAGCUGCCGGAGUGUGGAGUCCCCCAAGCCAGUGUCUUGAAAAGAGAAAGUAAACUGAAAUUCUCGAGAGCCUUCUUUCCUAGAAAAACCCUCCUCACAUCAGGGCUUUCCCCGCAUGUGCCGGACACUAGCCUGCUGGUCAGAGCCUUCUGCUGUUUCCACUUAGAGCUCAGCCCGUUUUCCAACGCUUGCCAUUUCUGCUGCAGGAAGUAAGUGCUCAGGCCUCGCUGAACAGGGACCAAGGUAAAAGUCAUUGCACAAAUCCUCCAUCCUGCACUUGGCUGGGCUCCCAAAUGUUCCUGAUCCCUGGUGCCCUGCAGCUCCCCGUGCACGGGCUGAAAUUGUGGGUUGGGUGGGAGAACCUUGAAAGCCACCAUCAUCACCUCUUAAUCCAUGGGCAGUCAGAGGUAAUCCUGGGUGAACAAAGCCCAGUGUUAAAACAAAUGCUGUCUCGGGGUUACUCUACUGAUAUCACUCAAUCAUGACUUUUUGGCAGCUUUUUAUUUUAAAUGUGCUUCUCUUACAAACAUCGUAUUUAUAAUGUUGCAUUUCAGGAUGUCUGUUGACUAUAAAGUAUUAUUUUGUUUUAACUGACAGCAUUAUCAUCCUGAGAAUUAAACAUACCUGACCAGCUUUUGAAGAAAAGCGGCUCCUAGUAGCUCCUGUGUGGACAGAUAGGAUGGGUGUAAGGACUCGCACAGAUCUGGGCAUAAGUAAUCUAUGAGGCUUCAAGAGAUGCCAGAGCUGGAGGAGUGACAAAAACAUUAGGUUCUUGCCAUUUCAGAAACUUUCUGUAAGAGGGAGCUGUUAACCCAGCAGCUGCUGUCCACCCAAGAGUAGGGCUGCCGACAAAGUAAGGUCUAACAGAAGAUUUUUAAGGAGACAAGGGUGAGGCCCUGUCCCCAGCGUGUCACUACUGAUGGACCAUUCGUGAAUUAUUCUCUUAGACAAAGAUGUGCGGAUGGCUGCAGCGAGCGACGCAUUAGAACUGUUCGUGAGCACGCAGGCAGCGAAAGCGAAGCGGAAUAUAUUUGUACGGGGUGUGCGCUGACGUAUCAGACAUAUCUGAGAAAUCGGCAGCGUUCUGCGACUGCACUCUUAUCACGUUUAGUUCUGUCUUAAACCCAGAACCUUAAGACUAGGGACAGAAAUGACACACACACCAGUGUAAGUGAUCGGAAACCAGUUCAGAUCUGUAACACAGCAGAAGUUCAGUGCGCAUAAACCGCUUUCAAAAUGGCUGAAACUGGUUUAAGAUAAACCUGGAUGUAUGUAGUGUCAGAUUUAACUGAUUUAGGUUAACUCGGUUUAUUGACCUUCUGUCCCAGAUCCCCUCCAGAUUCAAGUUAACUCACCGUCUGUCAGCAUCCCAGGUUGCUUUGCCCCUUCCCAGCAAACCCUCCCUUGCAGGGCGGGCAGGCUAGCCUUGGCCCAGUCUGCUUGCUUCAGCCCAGCAGGGAGGUGUGCUUUGGCACCCCCAGCUUCUGGCCUGGGCCACAGCAGCGCGUGGCUGCAUUUCCACAAUUCAAAGUGAAUGUCUGUUCACCUGCUUGUCGGUUCAACCCGUGGAGCUUUGACUAACCUGCAAAGAUUGAUUCUAUUCCAUUUCAGGCUUCUUGACUGUCUGUACUUAGCUUAAAGAUCUUCACCCUUCGCUAACUCACCACCCGCUAGUAAAACAGAGCUGUCCAUGGCCCUGACCUGUCCUUGCAUUGCUGGAAUUAAGGCAGAUCCAGAACGUAAUGCUACAUGGAGCUUGGUGGCUUCUUCUCACCUGUGUUUAAAUACAGUACCUCUUCCCUUUUGCAUAGUAAACAUGGGUCUUAACUGUCCUAAAGGAUAUCAUUUUGCUAAAGGCUUUUGGAGCUUCUGGGAUUACAGUGAGGAGAGGUCCACCCAGUACAAUGGCUUUGGAAGGUGGGUUAUAAAGAACCAAACGGUUCUCUUGAAUAAAUAGCCAUUCGGUGAUCAGAGGCAAUGAAAGCUGCUUGUCACAUAAUGCAAAACUCAAAGAGCGACCGAUAAAUGCAUAGCCAGCAGCCAACUCCUACAAGACUGGUACUUCCAGGCUGCCUAAUAAGAGUGUGUAGAAGGAUGAGGACAGCAGACAUGUAGAUAAACUCUCCCCUCAAGCAACCAGGAUUAAAAUACACAUUACCCAUAGCAACAACAUGUGCAAACAGGAGUUGUAACAUUAGCUUUUUGAAGCCAGCAAAUUCGAAUGGCUCAGCAUGGGUUCAGAAACCAGCUUGCACAGAAGGGAUAUGAUAUUAAUGCAUGGAUGAGACCCUGACAGCUAAACCCACCCUGUCCUGAUCUUUUACCCUAAUGUAGGCAAUGCCCCUGUGCAGGUUCCUGGUUCACAAACGAUACGGAAAUCCUUGCCGUAAGCAUCUGACACACGCUCAAGUGCCACACUGAAAAGAGACCAGUUUGGUCGCUGUUAGGGCGUUCAGAGAGGACAUGCCUUGCAGGACACUGUGAUCAUUGUGAUGUGGCUGCCCGCUGUCUGACGAGGUGAAAAGGUUCACAGUGGUAUGAUGCUACAGGAAAGUUAAUGGUAGCCUGUCCAGGCUCCAAUGAAUUCUUAUUAAAUAUAAAUAAAGUAUUAGUGCUAUAAUUAGCUACUGUUUUUUUUUUUCUUUUUAGUGCUCAGUAUCUGGCACCCUUACUGUGAAUUGAAAGCUACCACUGAAGUAAUAGGCAUUGGUACUGGUCAAAAUAUCACCGCUAUGAAAGGGUAUCACAAACCAGGCAAGUGGCAUCAAUCAAACAAGGAAGCUGCAGAAGUUGUGCAGAAAAUGGACCUUGGUAGCCAUUUUUGAGGUUGAAUACGUUCAGAUGGAAUAUAUAUAGGCAAUAUUAUUUAUUAAUUUAUUAGUGUGUGUACUUUAAAGUAAUUUAGUGCCAAAAUGCGUGUUUUCUGAAUAGCACUCAAUUGAGGCAUAGGCAGUAGUUUUCAAAUGAUGAUCUCUUUGUCACAUUACAUAGUAAAUCGAUUUCUAUAUUUCAGUUUGUUUCGUGUGAAACCUGUUGCACUAUUUUUGGCCGUAUUUUCCAGCAGCCCACUGCAUGCCAUUUGUGUAAGGACUAUUUCUAUAAUUCUUGUGAAUUGUCUCACCCAUAAUAACCACUGAACUUUUAACCCUUGUGUGGGAGUCUUUAGGUUUUUGGCAAAGUAUUUUGUUACCUCAGUCUUGUAUCAAGUUGCUGUAUUUUUCAGCUUGUUACAUUGAUAAUGAUUGUUUCACUAAUUAAAUACUUUAAUGUAAAAAAAAAAAUAA
This is a messenger RNA of Alligator mississippiensis (American alligator), 6378 nucleotides long. RefSeq names its product Ral GEF with PH domain and SH3 binding motif 1 (gene RALGPS1). NCBI's taxonomy places the organism in Eukaryota, Metazoa, Chordata, Crocodylia, Alligatoridae. The record is from RefSeq and is a predicted model, not a curated record. Gene Ontology annotation, molecular function: guanyl-nucleotide exchange factor activity. Bases 328 to 2076 code for a protein of 582 amino acids. Gene Ontology annotation, biological process: Ras protein signal transduction; positive regulation of GTPase activity. Gene Ontology annotation, cellular component: plasma membrane. The transcript is spliced from 22 exons.